AUGGCUCAAAGAAAUUUAAUUGUUUCUAUCCAUUCCGAAGGAUCACUUUUCACAGAUUCAAGUGAGGGAUUCUCAUUUUGUAAUACGAAUGUAACUAUGUUCAAAAUCCACAUCAACUCUGACUAUCAUCAUUUAAAAGACCGUAUUGAAAAGAAGUUGCAACGUUAUGUUGAAGACAUCAUUUAUCGUCAACCAUUAUUUAAGGGAGAUGAUAAUACCGUCUUUCACAUAAUGACACCGAUUAAGACCGACGAAGAUGUCAGGUCGAUGUUUCAAUGUCAUGUAACAUUAUCUCAAUUACCCAACAUUGAGAUAUAUGUUCGUCUAGUCGAUAAUCUUGAAGAACAACCGAGUGACAAUGUUGAGGAACAACCGUCUCACAACGAAAAUCACUGUUAUCCAACGCAAUUUGUACAGUCACACGAUUAUGGAAUGAGUCAAGCCAUUGACGAAGAGCCGACUCAAAAUAAUGAACCUUUCAUACCAAAUGAAGAGGUGGGCGAGAAUAGUGAGGAUGAUCUUGAGGAGGUUCGAUUUGAAGAUCUUUUUGGUGUUAGCGGUGACGAUGGCAAUGAGGAAAUAUUAGACACAUCGGCUGUUGCACUAAGAGCGCAACCAAUUAGUUUGUACAACCCACAUGCGCACAUGCAAAAUAUAAGUUUGGAUGAUGCCGAACCAAUCUCCGUUUUCGGCAGUUUCAUACCAACUCACAACUUUGACGAAAUAGAGGAGGGCAUAGAGUAUGAAGAUAAGGAAGAGUGUCUUCUGGCGUUGCAACAAUGGCAUAUAAAACGUAGUCUAGAUUUUUCUGUGGUUAAAUCUGACAGUGUACGUUUUGUCAUCAAAUGUAGAAAUUCAACAUGCAAUUUCAAAUGCAGGGUCUCUUUGCGCAAGGGCAACUCAAGGUGGAGAGUUGGUAAGUCUAGUGGGCCUCAUACGUGCACAACCACUUCCAUGUCACAAGACCAUACAAAACUCAGUUCAGAAAUGAUUAGCAAGAGCAUAAUGGAGCUUGUAAAUCGGGACACUUCUCUUAAGGUGAAGGUUAUCAUUGCUCAUGUUGUUGAGAGAUACCGGUAUAUCAUAUCAUACAAAAAGGCAUGGAUUGCAAAGUGUAAGGCGAUUGAGUCGCUCUAUGGAAAUUGGGAGACAUCUUACAAUGAUCUUCCGCAGUGGAUACUGGUAAUGAAAACAUAUCUGCCAGGUACCAUUAUAGAAUUACAAACCCUACCUGUGAUUUCAAAUGAUGGUUCAUACUUGGGUGACCAAAGGAUAUUUCAUCGUCUGUUUUGGGCGUUUAGACCAUGUAUACGUGGCUUCACGUAUUGUAAACCAAUUGUGCAGGUUGAUGGAACUUGGUUGUAUGGCAAGUACAGAGGGACUCUGCUGAUGGCUGUGGCACAGGAUGGGAACGGGAACAUAUUUCCGAUAGCGUUCGCAUUGGUUGAAAGUGAGACAAAGGAAGCCUGA
Messenger RNA from Lathyrus oleraceus (garden pea), 1470 nucleotides. RefSeq lists its product as uncharacterized. The record is from RefSeq and is a predicted model, not a curated record. The coding region runs from base 1 to 1470 and encodes 489 amino acids. Lineage: Eukaryota; Viridiplantae; Streptophyta; Magnoliopsida; Fabales; Fabaceae. The transcript has a single exon.